Molecule: messenger RNA, 4471 nt
Organism: Helianthus annuus (common sunflower)
Lineage: Eukaryota; Viridiplantae; Streptophyta; Magnoliopsida; Asterales; Asteraceae
Exons: 2
Coding region: 2134-3258 (374 amino acids)
Source: RefSeq, a predicted model, not a curated record
UCAAACCACAAAACCAUUUGCCUGCUUUCCCCUUAUCUCUCUUUUAACUUACACACACAGAUACCACAAAACCCUUAUCUCUUUUUUUGAUUAUCUUCUUCAAACAUAUAAUCAAACAACAGUCCUCACUGAUGUGGGGUCCUGGUGCAAAUGGAGCGAAAAAGAGUAAUAAGGAAAUAACCAGCCAGUUGGGCAGGGUGAAGUGCCAGGGACCGAAUAAAAAUUGCAGCCAUUUUCCGUGAUUGGGCCGGACCCACUAUCUCUAUAAUAUUUAUAUAUUGGUCAACUACAUGUUCAUAUUCAUAAUCAUAAGAGGCAUAUGUAUUUUAUUCUUUGGUGGUUAGAAGUGAUGUAUACAAAACAAAAAAUAUGGUGAUUGGAUGAAAAUAAUUGGCAAUAAUUAUUCUUACGUGAAUUAGGGGCUGCCAACAUUGAAUUAGUGGGCCGUAAAAAGGUGAAAGGAUAUAUAUUCGAAGAAAGUGGGAGGCGGCUAUAUUGUUGGGCCUGGGCUACCAAGAGUGGUGGACGCACACAAUUAGAAAAAAAUAAGGCUGCCAUAUAUAAAAGGGGGAGACGCACGAAGACGAAAAGGAGGAGGACGAAGUCAGCAGCAACUUGGAGUUCUUGGAGCGGUUUUAAGGGCUUGGAUCAUUGGUUUGAAGAUUGGAAGUGAAGGGAUCGAAGGGGCUGCAAAUCAACAUCAGACGCAAACAGUGGAGGCGACAAGCAGGGACGAAUUUUUAGAGAUCAUUGGCAAGGAUUCAAGGCUAGAGAAUUAUUUGGGUUGAAGCAAGAGGCUUAGGGAUCAAGAAUUAAACGGGUUUUAUCUAUUUAAUUCUCUUGUUUUCUUAGUUUCUUUAUUUUACUUCAAUGAAUUCCGUUAUUGAAUCUUGUUUGUUAUCUUCGUUCAUGACUUUGAUUGGCUAAACUUUUAACCGCCUAGACUUUAAUGAAUGGAUUAAUAUAAAGUUUUUACCUUUUUCGUUAUUUGCAUGAAUGUUAUGGGUUGAUUGUGUUUAGUAAAGAGUUUGUUUUAUUGAUUUGAUGCAUAUGCGUACUUUAACUUGGUUUAUUAUUGUCAUUUGCUUCGUAUGGUUCUUAGUGACGGUCUAUAUCACAACAUAGAGUCAUAUUAGGGUUUAGGAUUUUGGUGAGUGUCUAUAUCACGUAAGAAAUCUUAACUCUUUAGGGUGAAACUGCGCAUAUAACCUUAGAAGUAAUUGGUAAUAAUUUGCUAGGUUUUAGUGUUCUGCUAGUCCUAAACCUGGGAAGUGAGAGGCUAUUGGUAGGUCUUACCCGGCGAAUUGCUUUAGAUAGUCCUUGGGAAAGGUCAUGUCUUGGUUUACCUGUCAGUUUUAUUAGUUUAUCAAGUCAAAUUGAUUACUUCAAACUACCCUAGAUCUAUGAUUGGGAAAGAGUAGGUCAACAUUAGGGUACUUACACAAUAAUUAGACAACUGCGAAGGCGUCUAAUAACCGGUAGGAUUAACGGCCUAGGUAGUUCCACAGGUUUCUCCUUGAGAAGGGUCGAGGGGCUUAGUUGGUUCUUAAUAGGUUUAGUACUUAAAGAUCCCGGUUCCAUAACUCGUGCAUUUAACUUAAUCGGUAAUCUCUUUAAAAGUAAUCCAGGAUUCUUGUCUAGGUGGUCUCGUCUCUCAUAUAAGAAUCGUCUUUGCCUUCUUUUAUAUUUAGUAUAGUUCUUAGUUAAUUAAUUAGUUUAAAUAGAUUUCCUAGAAUUUUCCGUAACCCCCCCCCACCAACUAAACAGUUAGAGUCUGUGUCAGUCUAGGUCUAGAUAGAGUCUAAUUAGCGUAAUUAGAGAGUCUCGUGGGUUCGAUACUCGGACUUACUGUAGCUAUACUGCAUUGACCGGUACACUUGCCAGUGGUGUGGUCUAGGUUUUAGAGAGCCUGAUUUUAUAAAUUUAAAACUUAGAGUGUCUAAUUUAGGGUUAAAAUUAGUUAGUUUAACUAGACCAUUUUUAGCACAUCAAGUUUUUGGCGAUGUUGCCGGGGACUCUUGGCAAUCGCGUUUAUUAGCUUUGAUAGACUUAAAUGACAUUAUACGUGCUACUUGUUUUUGUAUAUUGAGUCGUAGGUGUCCGUGUCUUUUAUUUUUCUUGAGUCUUGUGAAUAUGUGUGAAAUUUGUGGAGGACCUCAUUUUACUGUUAAGUGCCCACAAUAUGAGGGGUCCUCUGCAUAUUAUUAUGCUAACCCCUAUGUGCAGCCGCAACCAUAUUUUUCACAGGGGUAUUCCUCGUACCAGUAUGAGGAACCGUAUCACCAGCCCCAACAACAAAAUUCUGAAGUCUAUGAUCAGGACCAGCUGGAUAGGAUAUUGGGGAUGUUAGUACAACUAGUAGCUACGGAUGAGACUACUCAGAAAAUGAUUCAAGAACAUGAAGUCAUGUUUCAAAAUAACCAGUCUAUACUCUCAGACAUUCGAUGUUCAGUAGAAGAGAUGUCUAGGAAAUUAGAAGAAGUAAUAGAAACUGAGAAUAAGGGCAUCAUUGAUUUUGGUUGUGAAGAAGAUGAGAUUAUGAUGCAAAUGGCUAAUUGCGGGAUAGUGAGAGAGAGUGUGGAAGAAGUAGACGAGUGGCAAGUCUACCAGAAAUCAUUGGUUAAGGGGGUAGAUGUUGAUGAGGAAUUAGAUUUAGGAGAUUCCUUAGGUAGUCUGUUUGAUGAUGAGGUAGAAGUUGAGGUAGAGAAAAAAGUGUUAAGUUGGGAAGAUGAGUUUUUAGGGGAGCUAGAAGAUUUAUCAGAUUCAGAACAAGGAGGGGAAUUUGAUCCAUUAGGUGAUUUAGAAAAUUUAGAAGCCCUACUAGAAGGUAAACCCGAGAAAAUAAAUGAACCCACACCGCACGUAGAAAUUAAGUGUGGGGAUCUUCCUAAGGAAGUGGACCAAGUGGUGGAAGAGGAAGAACACCACAGCUGGCCCGUGGUACUUAUAAUAAAUGAAACUAAAAAAUCAAAACCACGGGAGAAGGCAAGGAAAAGAAAAAUAAAGAACCGGGAUUGGUUGCAGGUCAAAAGCUGGUACAAGGAGGAGAGGAAUGAGCCUUUGAAGCAAGACCAUUCUUCUCAUUACAUGCCACGCAUCCGGUUCAUGCCAGGUAAAUUUAAAUUCUGGUGGUCUGACCCGUUUCUAAUUUUUAAAUUCUUUUAUAAUUCCACCAUUAAAUUUUUAAUUGUUUACGAAGAACGGGUGGAAUUAAACGGGUUAGAUAGGGUCCAGAUCAAGGAGAAACCUCCUGAUUAAGUUCAAGUAUGGGGAGGUUUCUUGUAGAGUUUGUAAAUUUAUAUAUUUGGUGUAUUUUCGGUAGUUCGUAGUUUUUGUAUAUUGAGUCUUAUUUAGUAGUUUUUGAGUCGUUUUUUAGAGUCGGUAUUGCUUUGGUUUUUGCUUGUUUUUGUUUAUGCAGGUUUGAAUUGUACCACCCAUACUCAAUCUCCAUUCGGGUGAUUUUGGAGCUGCUUAUCAAAUAUCAGGCAUUUUACCAAGCAUGUUAGUCAGAGUCUAAGCCGAUUGCGACCGAAAUGCUAUACGAUCGAGCUGGAUUGGACGAGAGUUAUGGAGCAUACACGAUAAUAAACCAGCUAAGUCCUUUCCAAUUAUGCCCUUUGUUUUUUUAUUUCUUGGUGCAAAUGGAGCGAAAAAGAGUAAUAAGGAAAUAACCAGCCAGUUGGGCAUGGUGAAGUGCCAGGGACCGAAUAAAAAUUGCAGCCAUUUUCCGUGAUUGGGCCGGACCCACUAUCUCUAUAAUAUUUAUAUAUUGGUCAACUACAUGUUCAUAUUCAUAAUCAUAAGAGGCAUAUAUAUUUUAUUCUUUGGUGGUUAGAAGUGAUGUAUACAAAACAAAAAAUAUGGUGAUUGGAUGAAAAUAAUUGGCAAUAAUUAUUCUUACGUGAAUUAGGGGCUGCCAACAUUGAAUUAGUGGGCCGUAAAAAGGCGAAAGGAUAUAUAUUCGAAGAAAGUGGGAGGCGGCUAUAUUGUUGGGCCUGGGCUACCAAGAGUGGUGGACGCACACAAUUAGAAAAAAAUAAGGCUGCCAUAUAUAAAAGGGGGAGACGCACGAAGACGAAAAGGAGGAGGACGAAGUCAGCAGCAACUUGGAGUUCUUUGAGCGGUUUUAAGGGCUUGGAUCAUUGGUUUGAAGAUUGGAAGUGAAGGGAUCGAAGGGGCUGCAAAUCAACAUCAGACGCAAACAGUGGAGGCGACAAGCAGGGACGAAUUUUUAGAGAUCAUUGGCAAGGAUUCAAGGCUAGAGAAUUAUUUGGGUUGAAGCAAGAGGCUUAGGGAUCAAGAAUUAAACGGGUUUUAUCUAUUUAAUUCUCUUGUUUUCUUAGUUUCUUUAUUUUACUUCAAUGAAUUCCGUUAUUGAAUCUUGUUUGUUAUCUUCGUUCAUGACUUUGAUUGGCUAAACUUUUAACCGCCUAGACUUUGAUGAAUGGAUUAAUAUAAAGUUUUUACCUUU